AUGGCCGAAUCACCCGAGCCGCGGCCGCCCAGCGAUCCGGAACGACAAUCCGCCGUGGAUUUCUUCCUACGCCAUGUCGACAACUCACCAAACAUCUCCCACGCCCGCUGCCUCCAAAAGGUUAAGCAGUACGCCCUCGCCACCGCAACAGGCCUCGCCCUGACCGGAAACACCACCGCAGCUACGCGGCUGGUUGAGCUGCUACGCGAACACGGCCUGGACCCCCUCCAGGACCUGGCCGACAGCGUCUUCCUCGUGCCGGCCAUGUACUUUGCCUGGGAGGCGACCGCGUCCUGGCCGGAUUGGGCUCCCACCAGUGAGCGCACCGAGCAGGCUCUCGCCACGGUCGAGACCGCCGCCAGACAGACCUGGCUGGAGCGGUUUUCGGAACCUUACGGCGUCGACGAGGAUACGGUCCGCAAGGCGCUCCAAAUGGCUGACGACAGCAUCAACAAUGCCUUUCCCGACGUUCCCGUCGCGGACAGGAUCCGACUGGCGGCCAGGUGGUUUGACGAAGGCCAGUACGGCUUUGCGUCCAACCCCAUGGGGCCUUUCUCGUCGCGGUACAUCACGAUGCAGUCGUGGUGGCGGCUGAGUACUUAUCCGUAUCCGUGGCAGCAGCUGUUCCGAUCUGCGGGGCUCGUUAUUGCUCUUGAUGUGCAGUUGAAGCUGGGUAGAUAUGACGACGCCAUGGAGACGCUGCGGCAGAUUUGUGCCCGAAUCACGUUUACAGAACAGGCAUUUAUGCUGGCCUGCUCAAGGGCUGCGUGGAAGAGUAAGCUGUUCACUGCAGGAGAUGGUGGUGAUGGCCGCUCGACAUUCAUGGGCGUGCUCGAUAUCGAUCCGACCGAUUUACAGGCCGGCGGUUUACGGGCUGUUGAAAUGCUCGAAGAACGACUAUGCAGCGGCCCCAAGCGGCCCUUUAGAAACAAAAACAUCAAAGAGCUCACACGCAUCCUCAGCGCAAACACUUUUGAGAACUGCGCCUACGACGAGCUGGAGAUUUACGGCCCUCCCUUGGAGCGGCCAGAGCACGCGGACGCUCUGCUUCACAGCCCAUGCUCUGAAGAAGACGCCAUCGCGCUGGAACGCCGGCUGGGGACGGACCUACCCCCGGAUUACCGGGAGUUCCUCUCCGCAAGCGACGGCAUGGACCCCUUCUGGGACGGCGGCUUCCUCCUGCGGCUACUCGCCCCGGCGGCCGAGGUAUGCACAGUCCACCUCGACUUUUUCGACCGGGACAUAAUGCAGCUGCCCCUGCUGCGCGACCAGCGCACCCCCAUCGACUGGCCGCCCAUGCCCGAACGCGCCGUCUCGCUGUCGGGGCCGGAGGCGGGCGGGGACGGCGGGGAUCUGUGGCUGAUAGACCGCGAGACGACGGCUCGGUGCAAGGAGGCCUUCUUCGCCGCCCUCGACGCGAGCUCGGCCGAGGAGAAGAGCGUUCUGCAGAGGGCCGUGGAAGACGUGUACGGGAGCAUGCAGCGGUUUCGGGACCUCGACCGUGCCGUCGUGGGCUGGACGAGCUGGGGCCACGAGUUUGAGGCUUUCGAUGGCGUUAGGGGAGUGCUCGAGGUCAUGGCCGAGCGGAGCCUGCACAGGCUGAGGCCGUGGGAUGACUGUUUCCGGCCGGGGCAUCGAAAAGUGCUUCUUUGA
Molecule: messenger RNA, 1653 nt
Organism: Pyricularia pennisetigena
Lineage: Eukaryota; Fungi; Ascomycota; Sordariomycetes; Magnaporthales; Pyriculariaceae
Exons: 1
Coding region: 1-1653 (550 amino acids)
Source: RefSeq, a predicted model, not a curated record